Colletotrichum phormii is the source of this 1260-nucleotide messenger RNA. RefSeq names its product NADH:flavin oxidoreductase/NADH oxidase-like protein. The record is from RefSeq and is a predicted model, not a curated record. The coding region runs from base 1 to 1260 and encodes 419 amino acids. Gene Ontology annotation, molecular function: oxidoreductase activity; FMN binding. The transcript is spliced from 3 exons. Lineage: Eukaryota; Fungi; Ascomycota; Sordariomycetes; Glomerellales; Glomerellaceae.
AUGUCGGAGCGCGUGGCAACAUGGGACGUCGCCGACGUCUCCAAGCGCGGUGCCCCCACCAAAGAGCUCCCGAACCUCUACCGCAACUGGGGCACCGGCCGCUGGGGCAUCCUCCUCUCCGGCAACAUCAUGAUCGACCCGGGCCACCUCGAGGCACCCGGGAACCCAGCCAUCUCGCUCGACCACCAGCCAGUCGAGGGUGACGAGCGCUUCGAGACGUGGCGCCGCAUAGCCGCGGCGACCAAGGCCCAAGGCUCUCUUUUCCUCGCACAAGUCGGCCACCCGGGACGCCAGGUCAUCAGCGCCAUCCAGCCGAACCCCGUCUCCGCCACGGACGUGCAGCUGGUGACGGACUUUGGGGGCAUGACGUUCGCCAAGCCGCACGCGGCGACGGUGGAGGAGAUCAAGAAGCUCACGGAAGGGUUCGUGCACUGCGCGGCGUACCUCGAAAAGGCCGGCUUCGACGGCAUCCAGCUCCACGGCGCACACGGCUACCUGAUGGCGCAGUCCCUCUCGCAGACGACCAACAAGCGGACGGACGAGUACGGCGGUUCGCUGCGGAACCGCGCGCGCUUCAUUACUGACGUUGCCGACGCCAUCCGCGCGCGGACGGGUCCCGGGUUCGUCAUGGGCAUCAAGAUUAACAGCGUCGAGUUCCAGGAGUCCGGGUUCACGACCGACGAAGCCGCGGAGCUAUGCCAGCUCCUAGAACAGCACAAGUUCGACUUUGUCGAGCUCAGCGGUGGCACGUACGAGAAGUCGGGGUGGCACCACCAGAGGGACAGCACAAGGGCCCGCGAGGCCUUCUUCCUCGACUUCGCGGAGAAGAUUGUGCCGCACGCUGGGCUCGAUGGUGUGGGCAUCGGGCGGCUUGCUUGUGCGGAGCCGAGGUUGCCAAAGGACAUAUUCGAGAACGGCGUCAAGAGUUGCCUCAAGCCCCUGUUCGACGAGCAGGACUUUGGUCUUGGAGUUGCCAUGGCGGGAACGCAGAUGCUGCAGAUGGGUCACAACGAGGAGCCCAUGGACCCGUCAGAUCAGAAGUCGACAGAGGGCUUGGUGAAGUACCUCACAGCUUGGAAAGCUCGGGUGGCUGAAAGCAAAGGGCAGCUGUACGGCUUCGUCAGGCUGGAGUCGGUUCCCGUGUUCCCGUGUUCCCGUGUUCCCGUAUGGGAAUGUUGCCCCGGCAAGAUUAGCUCGGCCCUCCUCGUCUUCCCACCCCUCGCCCGCCCCACCUACGUACCCAGUACUUCGAGCGGUUAG